AUGGUGGGCCACCUGCAUCUGCAGGGCAUGGAGGAGAGCCUCAAGGAGAAGAGCCGGGAGGGCGUGCUGGACAGCCCCGACUCCGGGCUACCCCCCAGCCCCAGCCCCAGCCCGCCCUUCUACUCGUUGGCGCCUGGCAUCCUCGACGCCCGCGCUGGGGGCGCCGGCGCCUCCUCCGAGGCCCCCGGACCCGGCGAGGCCAGAGCGGUAAGCACGCACCUUCGGGCAAAAAGGGGGGCAGUGCCCGCCCCCUCACCCCCCAAGGAGACGGGGUACUUCAGGAGCCUGGCCUGGGUCCCUCCCGGCAUCCCCCCAGCCAAGAAGGUGUCUCAAGAGACAGCCAUGCUCCCCAGCUGCAAUUCUGAGGUCAAGUAUGCAUCGGAGAAGCACUUCCGGGACAAGGUCUUCUAUGUGCCGGUGCCGACGGUCACGGCCUACAGUGAGACGAUUGUGGCCACGCCCAACUGCACUUGGCGGAACUACCGCAGCCAGCUGACCCUGGAGCCGCGACCCCGCGCCCUGCGCUUCCGCAGCACCACCAUCAUCUUCCCCAAGUGUGCCAGCAACUCCUUCCGCACCACCCUGCACCUCAGCCUGGGUCGGCCCCGCUGCUGGUUCACGGCCAGCGUGCAGCUGCAGCUGUGCCCGCGCCCCGGGCCCGGCCUCUUGGGGCCCGCGCCCCUCUGA
Molecule: messenger RNA, 687 nt
Organism: Odocoileus virginianus texanus
Lineage: Eukaryota; Metazoa; Chordata; Mammalia; Artiodactyla; Cervidae
Source: RefSeq, a predicted model, not a curated record